CACAGCAGUAGUGCUAGUAACAAAGUGCAGUACGCUUUGUGCAUGACAACACACAGCACUUUCAAACUAGCCCCGGACACAUCACAUCCCUGCUUCCAUUAGUACGGAUUGCCUUACUCCAAGCCUGAACCUCUGCUGCUUAACAUGGAACUCAGGAAAUACAGUCUGAUUUUACACAGAACCGUUAUACUUCUAGUUAUCUGCCUCCCUGGACGAGGAUUUGCACAAAAUUGUAUAUCGAUCCCAUGCCAGAAUGGAGGCACAUGCCAGGAUACUCAAGAUGGAUUUGCCUGUAACUGUACCACACAACCUCUUGCUUUCACUGGACCACAGUGUGCCAUGCUUCAUGAUGCAUGUGCAGUCUAUGGGUGUCCAAACAACCACACAUGUCAUAGUACUCCUGGGUAUUCACAGUACCAGUGCUCUUGCAAUGCUGGAUUUAAUUGCACAAAUACAGGAUGUGACACUGACCCAUGUUCAUUACCAAACUCUGAGUGUACAGCCCUUGCCCAUGUAUUUAUUUGCAAGUGCCAAGCUGGAUACAGUGGGCCAAACUGUGAACAAGUGAUGCCUCCAUGCACACAGAAUCCAUGCAAGAAUAAUGGUACCUGCAUGCCACAAACUGGGAGCUACACAUGUCUGUGUAAACCUGGCUACACAGGACAACACUGCGAGGUCAAUGUAAAUGAAUGUGCAUCAAACCCAUGUCGAAAUGAGGCAAUCUGUGUGGACAAGGUGAAUAAGUACCUCUGCUUCUGUGUGCCUGGAUUCCAAGGAUACCACUGUGAAAUAGAUAUUAAUGAAUGUGCAUCCAAACCCUGCCAAAACAAUGGCACCUGCGUUAACUUGGUGGACCAGUAUGAGUGUGACUGUGCCACAGGAUAUACAGGUGUCAACUGUGAGAUGGAGAUAGAUGAAUGUGAAUCUCACCCCUGUCAAAAUGGUGCCAUCUGUAAGGACCACAUUGGAUAUUUCUCCUGUGACUGUCCUGCAGGGUACGAGGGUGAGUUGUGCCAACACGACAUUGAUGAGUGUCAGAGCCAGCCGUGCCAGAAUGGAGGGAUCUGCGUGGAUGCCAUUAACAGGUUCCAGUGCAACUGCAGUGACACUGGGUUUGAAGGAGACAUGUGUGAAAUUGAUAUUCCUGAAUGUGCCUCUAAUCCUUGUCUGAACAAUGCUACAUGUCAGGAGGGAGUGAAGAAAUACUACUGCCUCUGCUGGACAGGUUAUUCUGGGGAUCACUGUAACGUGGACAUUAAUGAAUGUUCAGAAAGUCCUUGUGAGAAUGGAGCUCUGUGUCUAGAACGAUCUAACCAAUCAUAUUAUGGCCAAGUGCCAGAGUUUGGUGCAGAUUUCAGUUACAGCCAAGCUUCAGGAUAUGUGUGUCGCUGCAAGCCUGGAUUCACAGGGGACAAUUGCGUAAAUGAAAUUGAUGAGUGUGAAUCAGACCCUUGUCAGAAUGGUGGGUCCUGUAUUGACUUCAUUGACCGUUUCUCUUGUCACUGUGCUCCUGGAUACACUGGUUUGGUAUGCAGUAUUGACAUUGACGAAUGUGAAGAUAGCCCAUGUGAGAAUGGGGCAACAUGCGUAGAUGUUGUUAAUGAUUAUUUGUGUAUAUGCCCUGCACCAGUCCUAGAUGCGGUUGCAUGGGGUGGUAAAAAUUGUUCCAUUAAGCUUGAGGGUUGCAAAGAACACAGAUGCCAAAAUGAAGCAGUAUGUAUUCCAACUUAUGAAGAAAAUAUCCACAACUACAUUUGCAAAUGCCAACCUGGAUACUAUGGGAAAGACUGUUCUAUACAAACAACAUUCUCUUUCACAUCUAAUGGGUAUAUUCUGUAUGACUUGCACACCAACAACAGAACCAAGAGGGAAACUGAGGAGAUCACAGGUCAAUUACGUGUUCGGUUCAGAACAACAUUAUCAGAUAUGGUCCUUAUGUACCGUGGCAAUGAGGACAACUAUCUCAUUCUUGAGCUUUAUGAUGGUUUGUUGCAUCUUGAGUUCUGGAGAAACUCCACUCAUUUGGUACUUUCUGAUCACAGACUAGAUGAUGGCUAUUGGCAUGAAGUAGAAGUUUUAUUAGAUGAGUACGUACAACUUAUUCUACAUCAUGAUAAUUGCACUAAUGGUAUGUGUUCCAAAAAGCAACAUGUUGGCACAAACUAUAGUUUAGAACUACCAGAAUCCUUUGACACAAUAUAUAUUGGGGGACUUGUAGAAGAGGUUAUGCUGAAUAACACUUUGAGUCGGCAAAAUUUCACUGGCUGCAUGGGAGACCUGAUUAUUGAUUUUAGAAUUCAGCUGCCGCAUAAUUUUACCAGAUUAUCUCAAAUGGAGUUUGGAUGCAAUAAAACAGAUUGGUGCCACCCCAACCCAUGUCAUCAUGGGGCGUUGUGUAUCGACCUCUGGACCAGAAACAAAUGUGAGUGCAUCAGACCAUACAAGGGUCCAACGUGUACACAAGAGUACACACCAGGAACGUUUUUCAGAGAAGAUAUGCCAAGUUAUGCCAUGUUCACAGUCCCCCAAAACAUAGGACACAAUUUUAAUGUAUCUACUUUCAUUAGGACUCUCAAAUUAGAUGGUCUCUUGAUGGCGAUCGUUAAUGGUUCCACAGUUUACUUUAGACUUUUCCUACAGAAUGGAUGGCUUCACGUUGCAACAUUGUCUGCACCACCCUUGGUCUUCAAAGAAAACCUCACAGAUGGUAGAACGUAUUUCAUAAAUGUCUCUGUAAAGGAAGGACUAGUCACAAUAACACAUCUAAAGGCGGAAACAAUACUGGGAGAAGUGCCAAACCUACCCAAUUUAUUUUGGGGUGAAUUAUAUGUUGGAGGAGUGCCUGUGGAGGAAGCCACUAUUGAACAACCAGGUGGAUAUUUUAAAGGUUGUCUGCAAGAUGUGAGAAUCAACAAUCACCAUUUGGAGUUUUUUAAACUAGAAACAGAAGAUGUAGAUAUGGAAAACACAUCCUAUCCUGUUGUUAGCAGUAAUAUCACGCAGGAUUGUAUUUCUGAUAACACAUGUGAUGCUGGCCCGUGCAAAAAUGAAGGCACCUGUACAGUUACAUGGAAUGACUUCACAUGCAAAUGUCCAUCCAGCUUCACUGGGAGAACUUGUGAAGAACCACUAUGGUGUGAGAAGAAACCUUGCCCUUCUGAAACUAUGUGUGAAGAUGUCCCCGGAGGAUACGUGUGUCUGGCCAAUGCCACAUUUUUAGGUGGCCAUUCAGUCAUAUUCUCUUCCAACGUUUCGACAGAUCAACAACUUACAUAUGUGUCCUUGAACUUCCGAACCAGAGAUAAGAGUGCUGUUCUUCUGAAAGCUUCUAAAGAUGUGGACUACAUUUCCAUUGCAAUUCAUGAUGGCCAUUUGCAGUUGAAAUUACAGACUGGAAAUAGUGUUGAACAUGUCCAGUUUGUUGGAACAAUAGAGAUUUCUGACGCCACUUGGCACAGAUUAGUAAUAAAAAUGGAUGAUCCUUCUGAACAGCUUUCACAAUGGAUAAUACAAUUGGAUAACGUAAUUAACAUAAUUCCAGAGGGUCGAGCUGGCAGUUUGAAUUUCUUGAGAAAGGAUGCUUCAAUUGUGUUGGCUGAAAAUUACACUGGAUGUCUUGGUCAAGUAACCAUUGGAGGGAUUCACCUGCUAUUUACAGACAAUCCAUUUACGCAACCGUUUAUUAGAGGUGCUGGUAUGAUGCAACUGGGGUGCAAAGGGAGCGAUGUGUGCAGUAAAAAGCCAUGCCUAAAUAAUGGAGAAUGUCGAGAUCUCUUUAACGCUUUCAGUUGUACCUGCAGGGUUGGAUGGGAAGGUCAACAUUGUGAGGUAGACAUUAACGAGUGCAAACUCAACAAUUGCACUCAUGGCUGGUGUGAAGACCUGGUGGGUGAUUAUAAGUGCAUCUGUGAUGCUGGUUAUACUGGAAGAAAUUGUGAAACCGAUGUGGACGACUGCCAGAACCAUCAAUGCCAGAAUGGGGGUUCCUGCAUUGAUGGUGUGAAUAGCUACACUUGCAAAUGCUCAGCCAGCUAUGCUGGGAAUUACUGCCAGUGGCCAUUUCCGCCGGAAAAGUGCAAUAAAAGCAACACGUGUCUAAAUGGAGGUGUAUGUAACAGUGGAAUCUGGGGAGCUAAUUGUACCUGCAGACCUGGUUUCAGCGGAAGGAGAUGUGAAGUUAAUAUUAAUGAUUGCGAGUCAAACCCAUGCCUUAAUGGAGGGACCUGCCAAGAUUCAGUAAAUAACUUCAAGUGUAUCUGCAUCUCAAACUACAGCGGGGUGCACUGUGAGAAACCACGUAUGCCCCGUGAAGGAAAGGCCUCUACAUUGGUUGGAUCUGCUAUAGGAACUGGGAUGCUAUUCAUUUUGCUGUCUGUCAUCACAGCUGUUAUGGUGACCAUGCGGAAAAAGAGAGCCACUCAGGGAACGUACAGUCCCAGCCGCCAGGAAAAAGAUGGUGCACGAGUGGAGAUGUGGAAUGUCUUAAAACUGCCUCCUACAGAACGCCUGAUAUGAUUAUUAAAUGUGUGGAACUUAUGCAAUGCACCAUUAAAUGGAAAAGUAUAGUCUGAAUGUACAUUGAAACAUUACUGAACUCUAAAGAAUGUGCAUUUGGAGACAAACUUCUUGCAUUGUUGGGAGAAAGAAUCCCCACCUUCGCACUUGGAAGAAACCAUUUCUAUUAUAGUAGAGGCGGAAGACACCAUGUAUACACUCUGGUAACUACUAUGCAAAGCUGAGCACAAGACAGAGAGAGAAUGCUUUGUAAUGAGAGGACAUUUCCAGGUUGCCAUUUUUUAUGUGUGCCCAUGUUAUUUGAGGGAGAUCUAAAAUAAAAUGGUUCAAAUAAAUGUAUUACAAGUUUUGAGAUUCAGUGAAAGGGACGAUAGAGAUUUAGGAUGGUAAAAAGUGAUGAUAAAUCCUCACUAAAGGUACAUGACAAAGGUCAGAGACCUCCAAAAGCCCAAUACUAUCUGACAAUUAUGUUAUAAUUACAUUGAAGAAUUUAAAAUAAGUGCAUGAGCAGGUCUGCUAGAUUUAAAGAAUUGAACACAGGAAGCUCAGAUAAAAUUCAG
Messenger RNA from Pelobates fuscus (common spadefoot toad), 5075 nucleotides. RefSeq names its product protein crumbs homolog 1-like. Gene Ontology annotation, molecular function: calcium ion binding. The coding region runs from base 145 to 4515 and encodes 1456 amino acids. The record is from RefSeq and is a predicted model, not a curated record. The transcript has 13 exons. Lineage: Eukaryota; Metazoa; Chordata; Amphibia; Anura; Pelobatidae.